Astyanax mexicanus (Mexican tetra) is the source of this 5192-nucleotide messenger RNA. RefSeq names its product apical junction molecule. NCBI's taxonomy places the organism in Eukaryota, Metazoa, Chordata, Actinopteri, Characiformes, Acestrorhamphidae. The coding region runs from base 387 to 1331 and encodes 314 amino acids. The record is from RefSeq and is a predicted model, not a curated record. The transcript has 9 exons.
CAUUUGCUUUAAAAGUUUGAGACAUAUUUUGGACUAGUUUAAGCUUCUGAAGAGCAGCUUUAAGACUGAUUUUGGGAUGGAUAUUUUUGUUGUUCCAAACAAGUUGAAUUGUUUGUGGUGACCUCUUUUUUGUUUUUAAAACACACACAAUUACAAAUUACGUGAUAUUUAACCAGGACAGUGUGAUAAGCUCAAGCAUUGCCUCAGCUAAAUGCUUGCCUUGUGAGAAAUAUUAAAUGAAAACAAUCUUAUUAUUUUUCAAAUAUGCGUUAAAACCAGGCUGACCAAUCAGAGCUCUGAGCUCCAGUGAGCAGCGGAGGACCGUUAAGCUCGAGGCCACACAGCUAAACCUAAAUCCGCAGCAAAGUGAGGAAAAGAGGCUAAAAAUGACGGACAUUACUGACACUGUUUACGAUGAGAAGGAGCUCCAGGCUCUGCAACAGGCUUACGAUCAGAAGACCAAGGCUAGAAGGGGCCCGCUGAUAAAGACACAGAAGCCUCUUCACAAGCAGAGCCAGCUGAUUGGUUCUCUUGAGGAAGAGAGGAGGAGCCCAAAGGAAGAGCUGGAGGGAGUGAGCUAUGCAUUAGAGAGGAAGCAGCUUUUAAGCCAGUCUCAACGUUACAACGACAUAGACAAAAGCAUCCGUCAAAAGAAAGAGACCAUUACUGAACUACAGAAAGAGAUAAAUGAGAUGCACAGGAAGAUUGCAGCUAUGGAUGAAGACCAAACCAAAAAGGAACAGCGACUUACUCAACAACAAAUACAGGCUACUAAAAAAUUAAACAUCACUGCAGAGAAUGUGCAGCUCCGGCAUGACAUAGAAUCCCUGGUAAUAGAAAAAGAAAAGUUCCUGCAGAGGAGCAGCAAAUUGGAGAAGGCAAUCCAGGAGGCCGAUCUGGAGCUUGGCAGAGAGCUCCAGAAGAUCAGCAAGAGCGAUCUCAUCAGGGAAGAAACUGAAGCACAGAGAGUACGAAAGUUAGAGCAGGCUUGCUCAGACGAGGACACUUGUGCUACAAAGAUACAGAAGCUACAGAGACAGACAGACCAUGGCGACAAAUUAGCGUACUUUCUACAACAGAAGAAUAACCCCAGGCAGCCAAACCUAAAUUACUGCUCUACAGCAGAGAAAAGAGGGGCACACCAGCAAGAGCUACAGCAAGAACAGCUGAAAGAAUAUGAGACUGAUAUGGAGAAGAUCAAUGAUAUUGUUCAAGGCAGGCAGAGAAGAAGCGAGAGAAAGGAGAGUGGUUCUGAAGAUUUUGACUCUUAUGGAGCCAUCUCCAAGUACAUCUUGGAAAUCAGGAGGCAGGAACACAGUCCCAGAGAAUAAAGCAUGUCUGAGGCAGGUUUGAGUAUGUGGAUGGUGGUGAAAAUGCUGAGGAGGUUGCCCUGACUGCAGUCAUCUAAUCACAUCACACUGUAGCUCAGUACAAAGAGUCCCUCUGCAGAGCCCAAUGUCAGAAAAAUCAAACUUGAAUAGAACUGGUUGAAAGUGAAAGGGAAUGCUCAAAACAUGUCUUUGUGUUUUGUGAAUUGCUGAUUGUUGUGAGUGAGACUGGUGAUUUGUAGUUCCACACUCAGCUCAUAUCUUACAAUACAUGUUGCAACAGUAAACACUUUACCAUAUUAUAACUGUCAGGCUUUUAUUUUUUACUAACCACACCAAUACAUUUGUGAAGUGCAGUUUUGGAAGCUUCGGGUCACCUGUGAAGGACAUGCUUUAGACAAUGUAUUUUUGGACAAGCUAAUAGUUAAUAGAACUGUCUUUGAAAGUGAAAGAGGAAAGCAGUUCUCAUGAGCAUUAUUCUUUUCACUUCACCAGUGUUGCAUAGUGCAGUAACCAGUGGCAUAUAUGAAGGCAUUUUCCUAUUACAUUUAGUGGAUCAUCAAAUCAAUUUUAAAGCUAUUAUUUAACCAUUUUUGAUGAGAUUUAAAAGGAGCCUGUGCAAAGAGCAGUUGCACAAUGCAUGUUGUCAUGGUUCUGAUUUAAAAACUCCUUCUAUCUAUUACAUUGUGUGAACAUUUUUAUGUCAAUGACCUUUUAAAGAAAAACAUCUUGCUAUACUAAAACAGAUUGAUGUACCAAAAGUCAAGGGAUAGCAGUAUUUAAACUGAUCAUAAAAUCUUACAUGAUGGGAGGAUUCGGGAAUGCCUAUACAAGUUGUGAGGUCUGUAAGUUAGGUUGAACACUUGCCAAUGUGCUUGUGGCAAGGUGAUGAGAAUUAUCUGUUGUCUAUAUUCAAAAGUCUUUGUUCAAAACAUAACUUUUAGGCCUUCUAAAUCUCCUAAGCUGAUUGCAGAGCACUAGGUGAUGUAGCUUGUGUGGAGAAACUGCACCUUUCUGCUGAUUCGGCCUCGGUUUAGGUCUCAAGCUAUUGAAUUUAAGUGUCACUUCAGUAGUGCUGAAGGUCACACACUAUAAUGAAGCACCUUUCAUGAAGUACAUAAGAGAGUGAUCAUCACGCUAACCUAGUCAGUAGUACUGCAGCCUUGAGAGUUUGGGCUAGAGCGUCUACUUGAGAUGUGGAUUCAGAAGCAGAAGGGCACUGAGCAGGAGAGCUCUAUGUGCCAAUCUGCUGGGUGUCAGUCAAGGAGAUUCAAGGUGAUGGUGUGGGUGUGCAGCAGUGACGGAUCAUUUCUGACACAUUGAGGACGCAGAGCUGCCUAGCAGGCAGGUAAUUGUACCAGAGGCUAGUCCCAUAGGACUCGAUCUCCAUUUCUCUCUUUUCCUCGCUCUUGCUUGCUCUUUAUACCAGGAGCAGGGACCUUUUUUUCUUCUUCUUUCCCUCGUGGCAAGUAUUGCAUGCUGCUUCCGUGAUGUACAACUUCUCCACAAGGACACAACAAUCACAGGGAAAGGACACAGUGGAAAAGUACAUUCGUUCAGUGGCGAAGGAAGGCAUGAUGAGCUGAAGUUGGAGAUAAACAUUCAAAAGUUGACGCCAAUUCCAGAGACAGGGUCAAUUUCCAGACAUGGCUCAGUGAGACCUUGGAAAUGUUCACAGACUAUAAAUCCCAGUUCACACUGAUCACACAGGAUGUAGUUUUGAAGUCUUGACAGUGGUUUGAACCAAUGACUGUAGAAAAAUAUGGGCACAGUGGACCCUUGAGAGGAAGUAGUCUCAGAGGUGUCCCAAACAAACUGAAGUGGUUAAUUUGUGGUGGUAAUGUGACCCGACUUCGAUUCGAAAAAAAAACUCUCAACAAGUUCAAGCUAAAUGGCUUUGCAUGUGGAGUUUAACCUGGCCUAGGUUAUUUUUUACAGCUAUAAACCAAUGCCUUAUCAGGUUUUCCUCCAUGUUAAAUAGCACAGGAAUGUUCAUUAGUCCAGAAAAUGACACCCUCUUCCUGUAUUUACAUUCUUUCUUUUGCCCCGGACAGGUUUGACCAAUGUGAUCAAUAGGCAAAGUGAAAAGAAUGCUCUCAUUUGUUUGUUUUUUUGUGCUGCACUUAGGUGCCCUUUAAUUUUUUCCUGUGUAAAAAGAAAUCAAACUAAAAGAAAAUGCUCAAAAAACUGUUCUUAUUAAUUCAGAGCACAGUUAGAAUCUAUAGGUGUGAAAUUGCUUGAAAUCGGAAAUAAUCUAAACUGGAGAGUUAACCAUGUUUAAUUGUUUUCAUAAAACUCUCAAAUUAUCUCACCAGUUCUUUUUUAAUCUCUGGCUGAACAGUAGUUAGGAAUCAGGCGUCUGAAUAAGUGUUUGUACAAGAAAUAUAUGUUGAUCUUGCCUAAAGAGCUUAUAGAGUUUACAGUUUGUUGUGAUUUGUUAAGGUUGCACCCUACGUAAAGCUUUAACACCAUACCUAUCUUCUUGAAUGCAUUGCCCAGAGAAAAAGCCUCUUGCUUAUCUCUUCAGUUACUUUCUGCAUUGUUUGCAUGAUGUACAAUGUUAUGUAUCUUUAUACAUCAGACCUGAAUGUUUUUUUCAUAUCUGUGUCAGAGCUCAGCUUUAAUGCUUGCUUUACGUUAUGUUAUAUAAGUCCCACAUUUCUGCAUGGCUAUCUGACGGCCUUUAAGAUCAAGGUGAAGAAGGGCCACUCAGAGCAGUGUAUCGUCUGUAGUCCUGUGUUUGAGUGUGCUCUUAUCCCCAAAGCAGUACUGUGUUCGCAGACCAAGCAUAGCUUGUCAUCUUGAGGAAAAGCAGCACUGGGUAUGUAAAUUUAUCAUAAAGUGUUACCUAAGGAAGGUGCACCACCUGUAUAAGCAGGUGCUGUAUUACCUUGUGAAGGAAGUUAAAUAGUGGCUAAUGUAUUUUCUGUUUCCAAAGUGGGUAUUUAACAUUCCUAGAUUAACUUUGUCACAUGUACCAAAAAUACACCUUAGAAGGGAUCAAUAUAACUUGCAGUGGAGUCGGUAAUAACUAUCAUGACAGAAAGCAUCUUGCUAAAAUUGUCUGUGCAAACAGACAAGCAACUAUGGCAGACUGUGCUUUUAAGAUACAAGCUGUGAAAUGAUCAUUAGUUUGAUCUUCCUUAUUUAAAGAGUAGUGGAAACUAAAAUGUGGGAAAUCUAAAUGACUGUAGACUGAAUAUACAUAUGUGAGUAAAUUAACAAAAUCAUUAAAAUAGGCUGUUCGUAGUUUAAUUUCCACAUGUACUGUUGAUCACCCCAUUUCUAAUCAGUUUUUAUUGAUAUUUAACUACUUUAAAUCCAGGUACUAACCUGAAAUAGUACAAAAAGGGCUUCUGAGGAAAAGCAAAGAACUCAAAAGUGAAUAUAAAACGCAGCAAGUAGAGUUUGCUAUACUUCUACUACUACUACUACUACUACUUGCUAUAGAAUGCUUCUCUGACUUGUAUGGUCUACUGCAAAAAUCUUGGGGAUCUAAAACUUUUAAACAGUAGUGUUGUAUUAACUGUAUGUGCUAGUUACUAAAAGAUAAUUUUGUUUGUAUACGGUGCUGUGUGUUAUUCUUUUUACUUUUGUGCCCUACAUGCUAACAUUGUUAGGUAAGAGGGUAUUAUUUAUCCCAGCUUCAGAGUUUUAUGUUUUGCUGCAAGCUGUAAGGUUAAGACCAUUAAGCACUUUCCCAUUUUGAAUACUCUACUCUAUAAUCCAUCAUAUUAACUCCUGACAGCAUCAGUAUUUUUGACCUCUUAUGUAGCGUUUAAAAACGUAGUCCAGCUUUUCUCCUAAUUGAUAGAUAUAUAUUUUAUCAUUUCUUUCGUUUUCCAGACAGCAAGAAAUGCUCCA